Molecule: messenger RNA, 3700 nt
Organism: Exophiala dermatitidis NIH/UT8656
Lineage: Eukaryota; Fungi; Ascomycota; Eurotiomycetes; Chaetothyriales; Herpotrichiellaceae
Product: E3 ubiquitin-protein ligase hulA
Exons: 9
Coding region: 598-3015 (805 amino acids)
Biological process (GO): ubiquitin-dependent protein catabolic process
Molecular function (GO): ubiquitin protein ligase activity; protein binding
Source: RefSeq, a predicted model, not a curated record
UUUUAAUUCAGGUACCUUGACCACGUCUAGAGUCGAGCAACUCCGGGGGCCCGGGCAGGCAAAUAAUGACAGUGGCACCUACUACGGUACUACCCUACCCUACUACUAAGAUACUAAGUAGCACAUUCGUACUCUUCCUGCUAGGAGACAUCUAUCGUCAACCUCAACCCACGACAGUCUCUUCACUUGAUGGUGGUAUCGUCAAUUUUGUCUCUCUUAUUAUGCAAUCAUGACAUGAGCGUCGUUCCCUUAUUCUUGCGCCAGGCCGACUCGAACCCUUGUCCCAUACCGUGCCCUUCCGCAAAGUUCUUAGCGCCUACAGUCACUCGAGCUGCGCCUCGUCCAGCGGGACUCCCACUGACCUGUUUUGCGAAUACGCUCCAUUACUGAGCCGCGUUGCCAAUACGCUUGACACCCGAUCCCGAGAAUUCCUGUAAACAUCAGGAUACCGUCGUCGAAAUCGCCAGAUCUCCUCUACUCGUUCGACGGAGAUAUUGGCUUGUCCAUCCUCAAGUCUUCUCUCUUGUCACAGUACCCCGCCGAUCCAUUGUCAGUGGCCUGGACCGUGGACCGCUACCUCGCGGUCAAGAGCACAAGAUGCCCGAAGCCAAUCUGCCUGCAGAGCCCAAUCUGCGAGUUACGAUCAUCGCGGCUGACGGCCUAUACAAAAGAGAUGUCUUCAGAUUUCCAGACCCUUUCGCGGUAGCGACCAUCGGAGGGGAACAGACAAAAACAACCUCUGUGAUCAGGAAAACGUUGAAUCCCUAUUGGAACGAAUCCUUCGAUAUGCGAGUUACGGAAGACAGUAUUCUAGCCAUCCAGAUUUUCGACCAGAAGAAAUUCAAGAAGAAGGAUCAGGGCUUCCUUGGAGUCAUCAACGUUCGCAUUGGCGAUGUCAUCGAUUUGGACGUGGGCGGAGAUGAAAUGCUCACUCGGGAUCUUAAGAAGUCCACCGAUAACUUGGUCGUUCAUGGAAAACUAAUCGUGAACUUAUCCACCAACCUCUCCGCUCCCCCUCCCAAUCAACCAAAUCGGCCAUCCGCGAGCGCUGCGCCCAGUGUUAAUGGCUCGAAUCCGCACUUGAGCAGCACCACAGUCAACCAGACCCUGCCGGUCCGAGCACGAAGUCCUGCGCCAUCACGAACAACCACCUCCGGUUCGGGCGAGGCGAGAGCCUCUACAACAGCCGUCAACGGCACUGCCUCACAAUCAGCGUCUACCAACGCUGGCAGAUCAGGAGGCUUUAGCUCUUUCGAAGAUAGCCAAGGACGGUUGCCCGCUGGAUGGGAACGCCGCGAAGAUAAUCUGGGUAGGACAUACUACGUCGAUCACAACACGAGAACUACCACCUGGACAAGACCUUCGAAUCACCUCAGCGAGACUGAGGCUCGAAGCCGGCUCGAGGCCAAUAUGCAGGUUGAGCGCCAACGCCAUCAGAACCGCAUGUUGCCUGAAGACCGCACGGGUGCCAAUUCCCCGAGUUUGCAAGAAUCCCGAGGGGGAUCUCCUUCUCAACACAACGCUGUGCAAAUGAUGGCUACCGGGGCCACCACUCCUGGAACCGGAGAACUUCCAGCUGGAUGGGAAAUGAGGCACACCCCCGAAGGCCGAGCCUACUUCGUUGACCAUAAUACACGGACCACCACUUGGGUUGAUCCACGGAGACAGCAGUACAUAAGGAUGUAUGGCAACAACCCGUCGGGCAACAACACCACUAUACAGCAACAGCCGGUGUCACAAUUAGGGCCACUGCCUAGUGGCUGGGAAAUGAGACUCACCAACACUGCUCGCGUCUACUUUGUGGACCACAACACCAAGACAACGACCUGGGAUGACCCACGACUACCGUCUUCUCUGGACCAGGGUGUGCCGCAGUACAAGCGUGAUUUCCGACGAAAGCUGAUAUAUUUCCGUUCGCAACCCGCUUUGCGCAUUUUGUCUGGACAGUGCCAUAUCAAAGUGCGACGUGGCGCUAUCUUCGAGGACUCCUACGCCGAGAUCAUGCGGCAGAGCGCAACCGAUUUGAAGAAACGCUUAAUGAUCAAGUUUGACGGAGAAGAUGGUCUGGACUAUGGUGGUCUUUCUCGGGAGUUCUUUUUCCUGCUGUCGCACGAAAUGUUCAACCCGUUCUAUUGUCUGUUCGAGUACUCGGCUCACGACAACUACACUCUCCAAAUCAAUCCUCACUCUGGUAUCAAUCCAGAACAUCUCAACUACUUCAAAUUCAUUGGUCGAGUGGUGGGACUGGCCAUCUUUCACCGUCGGUUUUUGGAUUCGUUCUUCAUCGGUGCCUUCUACAAGAUGAUGCUUCGAAAGAAGGUCACCAUCAAUGACAUGGAGGGUGUCGAUGAAGAAUACCACAAGAACUUGACCUGGUGCUUGGAGAACGAUAUCACGGAUGUUCUUGAUCAAACCUUCUCGAUCGAAGACGAGCAAUUCGGAGAAACCAAGACGAUAGAUUUGAAGCCGAAUGGGCGUAACAUCCCCGUCACCAACGAGAACAAGAGAGAAUAUGUCGAACUUGUGACGGAGUGGAAGAUCGUGAAGAGGGUGGAAGAGCAAUUCAACGCUUUCAUCACCGGUUUCAACGAACUUAUUCCCCAAGAUCUCGUCAAUGUCUUUGACGAAAGAGAACUAGAGCUGUUGAUCGGCGGUAUCGCCGACAUUGACGUUGACGAUUGGAAGAAACACACGGAUUACCGUGGCUACCAGGAGUCGGACGAAGUCAUUCAGAAUUUCUGGAAAAUCGUUCGGUCCUGGGACGCUGAACAGAAGAGUCGUCUCUUGCAAUUCGCAACCGGCACCAGCAGAAUCCCAGUCAAUGGAUUCAAAGAUCUGCAAGGUAGUGACGGGCCCAGAAGAUUUACCAUUGAAAAGGCGGGCGAGAUCAAUGCUUUGCCGAAGAGUCAUACUUGUUUCAAUCGUCUUGACCUGCCACCUUACAAAUCUUACGAGGUUCUCCAACAAAAGCUCUCAAUCGCCGUGGAAGAGACACUGGGCUUCGGGCAAGAAUAGAGUCCGGCCAAUUUCGCGUCGGUCGUGAACUGGUUACACCGUUUGAUCGCUGUCAAUAUUUCGGUUCGCCGCUCAUUGAGGCGACCCAGGAGGAGUUCGACUAGGCGUCGGCUCAGAUCCCGGUGGCAUCGACUUUUGAUACCGCUCUCGACUGUGGAAGAAACAAGUGAGGGAAAAUCUGUAUAGACAGUCGUGAAACGGGGCUUGUUGUCGUGCAGGACUCAUACCACGUACUUGGUCAGGUGAUGUGCUUUGGUCCCAACAUGGGCUUGCUGGGUUGAUAAGUCCUUUAUGCUCGCCUUUGAUCAUUUGAGAAGUGCUCGCGAGGAGGGCCAUAUGAUUGGGCCGACUUACUUUCCCUCGGAUUGUUCGUGGCGGUCAUACUCGUGUUCAGCACAUUGCGUUCAACUGACCGGUCUAGCCGUGUGGGCGAGGCAAAUCCUGUCGAUAUUGUUAACAGAGCAUGCAUGAUGACUAGGUAGUUGAGAGUGGACAGAUGACUGAGGGAGGAUACAGCCGCUGCCAGUAACUAAGUGACUACUUGUACCUGGUAGUACUAGUAGUUGGGCGGUGUCUGCAAUGCGGUGCAUAAGGUGCUUUACAUGACUAAAUUACACUACAUAUUUAUUAUUGCCCUGGAGUUUUGUGUGUGUGGACUGCAAUAACGAGCUUUGAUUUUUUGUCC